GACCCAUCCAUUCUAUUCCUAAUCCGGUGCUGCAGGUGACGUCUCUCUUUUGCCUUGCGCCCAAGUAUCUUGUCGACCUACAGGGCAAAAGUUGUGGACGCUCAUGCCGGUUCUCGUGAAGAUGGUGUCCCAGGGCCUGAUUUGAGAUCAUUUAUAGUACUUUGACAGUUGAUACGAUGUUAUUCAACGUGGGACUUUGGUAACUAAACCAGUCUCCAUGCUGUUAUCGUCUUGUUGGAAGUCGGUGUCGAAUUUCCCCUCUUUAAUGCAUCCCAGGCUACCGUUUAAGAAACGCACGCUCUUUGACGCAAUGUAUUGGCCUAGAGCUCGACACGACGUGCAUGAGUGGUGGCACUCGUGCAUGCAUACGGAAGGUAAGCUGAGUGCUAGACGCCGCAUAUCAUUGUCCUCCAAGUGCGCUCCGCUCCCUUUUGCUAUUUUUGGUUUUUUGGUUAGUACUUCCUCGCCCAUAGAAGCCGUCGCCAUUUCAGUUCCGUUGUCUGCUUGCUGGUUUAUAUACCUUUUAAACUUGGCGGCAUAUCAACUUAAUAGCUACUUAUCGGUAUACAUGCCUCCCGAAACAAUGAGACAUCUGGUCUUUGAAGAGAUCUCUCAAUCCAUGGGAACCCCUUGGUUGUUCGAAAGCCCAGAUGAAAAACAGUUUGACACUUGUCGAGCCAUAACAGCGAAAACCAACGUUCGAUGCCCAAAUAGGACAUACGCUGCUAAGGAGAAAAGGGGAGCGCAAGCAAGAACGCAAUGGCAAAGUUUUGCAACACUGCAUCAUGCCACUAUUCUAGACGAGCCUCUUUUUGAGGCACUUCAGUCAUACGUUACGCUUAUACACUGUGGUAAACAUGUGAAAAUAGCUUCGCGCAUAUUCAAAGAAUGGCGAGAUUCGCGAACGAUGGUUUCUGAAUCAGAGACCGUAGAGACGUCUUCGCAGGACGACCUUUCUCGCGAAGAAAAUCCAGCUUAUGACGACGUCCAGAUUGACGAAAACGAUGAAGUCGAAGAACGGACUAUGGAUCAUGUUGCCAAGGUCGCUUCUAGCGAAAAGGUUGAUUGUCAUGUAUCUGUUACAGAAAUUGUACAGGGGAAUAUAACCAUGACACCUGAUACUCAUGAUUUUGGGGAAGCUAAGCCUACAGCGGUGAGCCGGAAGCAAGUCGAGGAAGUAGACUUGCUUAUCACGGCAGGAGUGGCGACGCUUCAGAUUACCGAUGUCACUGAGCACGAAGAAAAGGUUCAAGUUGAAAACAAUGGCAACAUCACGAUGCAAUCUUCAGAUGUCCAUGUCGUUAAAAGCACCCAUACAGAGACAUUCCCAGAACUGGGCACCACCAAACUCCAGCGCGUCAACUCGCUGCGGGAUGAUUCGAGCAUCUUCAGGGAGAUGCACAAGCCACUCAAAGGCCAUGAUCUCAAGGAAGGUGUGGUAUAUAUUCUCAAGAUGAACGGGCGGGACGAUAUGUACAAAGUUGGCUGGACGGAGGGGACAGCCAUAAAGAGGCAUGGCGACAGUGGUAAUUGCUAUGCCAUCAACACACAGAUUGUGUAUGAGAGCAAAGAACGCUUUUAUGGUGCGUACAGAGUUGAGAAACUCGUAAAAACCAUUCUGCGCCGUUCAAAUCUCAUUGUCAAGGAUUGUAUACACUGCGGUAAAGGGCACACAGAAUGGUUUCGAGUAGCCUGGGUAGAAGUCUGGAAGACAAUGUGGCUCAUGGAGACUCUGGUGAAGCUGCCUGGGUAUACAGAAAAAGACGGCGAAAUGAGGCUGUCCGAGGAGGCAUAUGGUCUAAUUGAGAGUAUGAGCAAGUUUGACAUGGGGAAGCUCGAAUUGGCUAUGGAAUCAACGGCAGCUAGCCAAGAUGAUGACACGGGACUGUCUUCAGAAAUACCAGCACCAACAGCGGAAACAGUGCAAGACCGGGAUAUGCCCCUUCAGUCCAUUGAAAGUAGCAUAAACACACGCCAAACCCGAGGCCACAAGACACGAGCUGCACAAAGGAUUGGACAAAAGUCGGGAAUUGUCAUGGGAAAGAUGGCGAAAGGUGCAAUGGAUCUAUUGGCAUAUACCAGACGUACCAUGUCCGCUGAGCCAGAUCAAGACGAUGGGGAUGAGACUGGGCGACGAAGGUCGCUAAAGAGUAUAGCACAAGGCUGGAAUGCGCAGAAAGUGAUGGAACAGUUUCUAACGGAUUUCCGCCAAGAGUUUCAAAAUACAAUGGCGGGAGGGAAAAAGGAAUAAAGAGCUCGAGGAUAAGAAGUGGUAGCCAAUUUAACUAGGGGAUAAAUAGUAGUGACAGUACUAUGGUUUAAAUAACUGGGGGAAAGAAGAUUUAUAGUUGGUCUUGAGCCCUUCACUCGCGAUUAUAUUUAGUUUCAUGAUUCUAAUGUUGCUAUAAUUUCUUCAUUAUCAUCUAAUCAAGCUAUAUUGUAAAUGUAGGUUUAGCUAAUAAUUUAACUAUUAUUAAGAAGA
Molecule: messenger RNA, 2482 nt
Organism: [Torrubiella] hemipterigena
Lineage: Eukaryota; Fungi; Ascomycota; Sordariomycetes; Hypocreales; Clavicipitaceae
Source: the annotation of a GenBank genome assembly